UUGCCAUACAAAAUGGAAGCAGUUGAUUUUAAAUAUUGUUUGAGAGGUAAAGCAGACAUGAGUAGAAAGUUCAAUAUGUUACUGUUAGGUUUUGCACUUAUGAUGUUAGGAAUUUACUUCUUCAUUGGAGGCGUGGUUGUUGUAAACGACGGAUUUGAAGGUAAAGCAUUAUGGUCCACGUAUCACGACCCUGCCGUUCAUUAUGACAAUCAUUCCAACAUCAGCAGUGCCGAAGACGAAAGCAACAAUAAAUCAACAACCGGUCCCUUGCUGGUACCAGCAUUUGGCAAGCUGGUGAUCGUUCUGGUGGAUGCACUGCGAGCUGACUAUGUGUUGGGUUCGCAGUCGCACAUGAUGUAUACACACGCAGCAGUGCAGAAUGGACGAUCAGUGGCGUUCACGUCCGUAGCGAGGCCACCGACUGUGACGAUGCCACGGAUAAAGGCUCUCACCACCGGCAGCAUUCCUGGCUUCAUGGACAUCGUGUUCAACAUGAACAGCGCCGCCCUGGUGGAGGACAACAUUGUGGCACAGCUGAGAGCGUCGGGCCGCGGCGUCGUCUUUCAUGGCGAUGACACAUGGCUGAAGCUGUUCCCGGGGGAGUUUGUGCGCAGCGACGGCACUACCUCGUUCUUCGUCACCGAUUACACCGUCGUCGACACGAACGUGACACGCCAUCUGUCGGAGGAGCUGGCAGCCGACGACUGGGACGUGUUGAUACUGCAUUACUUGGGACUCGACCAUAUCGGCCACCUGCAGGGACCCGCGAGCGAGCUCGUGGGACCAAAGCUGCGCGAGAUGGACGCUGUGGUGGCUAUGAUAGACGAAGGCUUGACGAAGCGCGAUGAGACGUGUGAGCUUCCAUCGCUGCUUGUGCUGUGCGGUGACCAUGGAAUGAGCGAUGCUGGUAGCCAUGGCGGUGCCUCCUCGAGCGAGGUGGAGACACCACUCGUGUUUUUCUCGUCCGUCUUUCAGUUGGCGUUUAAAUCGGCUAGGCGUGUCGAGCAAGUAGAUUUUGUGCCCACUCUGGCGGCCUUGCUCGGGUUUCCUAUCCCACAGAACAGUUUAGGUGUAGCCAUACAUGAAAUGCUGGAAAGCAGCAUGAGCGAAAAGGCAAUGCUAAAGGCAUUGCAAGUCAAUGCAUUCCAGCUUACUCGUCUGUUGAGAAGACGUUCUGAUGACAUCGACGGAGAGGUUGGCUUCUGGGAAUAUAAGCACGCGGUCGACUUACACAACAAGUAUCUUACAGCAUUACGUCAAGGUGACAAGCUUACAGUACACCACGAGACAGUUGAUAGAGUCACAAAGAUGUACCAACAGGCAAUGACAAGCAUUGCUGCUAGACUAACUGCUAAACUGUCCCGGUACGAUGAAUAUUCCAUGACAGUUGGCAUUGUACUGCUAUGGUUAGGUGUCAUAGUGCUUGUGUUACCUACAGAUCAAAAUACCGCAAGCAGCUAUUUUCUGUGGAUGUGCCUCUGUAUCAGUAUAAUUGCAGCCCACCUGUGGGCGUGCACAGGUGUAGCGCGCACCAGUGCCGUGUGUGAGAGCAGUCCUGAGAUACUGGUAAUGGUAGGGCUGGCAGUGGCAGGCAGUGCAACUGCUGUGGCAUGCGCGAUCGCAAGCUGUGCGACUUCUGUACUUUGUGACAAGUCUUCCAACAGUGUACAGAAUCAGCAGACCUGCGACAACCACAAGCAAACGGCGGUGAGAGGGUUCCUUAGGCUUGGAAUAGUGCUUCACAUUCUCAGUUUUGCGUCCAGCAGUUUCGUAGAAGAGGAACAUCAAACCUGGUAUUUUUUCUUCACAUCCCUUAACGUUCUUAUUCUUGCCAGUCAUAUCGUGAGCUUGGCUCAAUCAUUGUUCAAUGGUAAGGAAUUGAGGAAUGCUGCCAUGAAACCUGCUACAGGCACACCACACAAGAAAUUCCAUGAGACCUGCCCUGCGAAUAAGACACAAAGAUCAAAGGAGGGCGCCACUGCCAACGAUCAUGAAUCUGCUGGUAGCGCAAAUCUUUGCUUCACCGGUGGUGACACACCUUCUCGCGAUCAGAUGAAGAACUUGCUGCGAUGCUUGCUGGUGCUCGUACUAGCGAGGUUACUGCGUGAUUGGAAUCACACGGGAUCGAAGUGGGCGCACCUGCCGGACGUCGGUGACUGGUUGAACGACCGACGCCACCUUCACUACCUGACCGCCGCAUGCUUCGCCGCUAUGCUGCUGCUCGUCACCCUGCUGUUGCGUCGCGAGCGCAAGCUGACAGCACUGCGCAGCAUUCUCGUGCCGAUCGGAUUUCUGUCAAUUUACUGCUUCCGAGCGAGGAGGGAGGAGCUGUGGUCGCCGUGGCAACUGGCAUCGUCGGACGGAGUCACGGAAGCCCGCGCAGCGUACGCGUGCGCUGUGAUAGUCGUGGCAGAGGCUGUGAUCCGAAGGAAGGAUCAGUUGUUUACAGAUGCCCUGGUGGCAGGAUGGACCUUGCUGUCUGCUCUUUUGCUGCGGCCAAGCAAUAUUCCGGUCUUGGCCAUGAUAAGCUACGUGGAGGAGUUGUUCAAGCACUCUACCAGGUCUCAGUGGAAUAAUGAUGGAUCUGUGAUAGCGUAUCUGUGGCUAUCACAGGCCAGCUUUUUCUGGCUGGGAAAUUCGAAUAGUUUGGCAACAGUUGACGUUGCUGCAGGAUACGUGGGGCUUUCUGGCCAUCAGGGUGCUCUGUUUAUUCUGCUGAGUUGUGCGGCAACAUAUUGUGGACCAGUGCUGUGCUUGCUGUGCCUACUAAGAACUUUAUUGCAGUUGUCUGGCAUCAGAGGGCAGCACCUGCUGUGCACAUGUCAGAUGCUGCUUUGCAGUCGAUGUUUUGUGCUGGCAUUUUAUAGCGUGGUCGUAUACGUGGAAAAGUAUCACCUCUUCAUCUGGAGUGUGUUUCUACCAAAGCUGUUGUAUGAAGUGUGUCAUACAGUGGUAACACUGGUGUUUGUAGCUGGCAUCCAGCUUAUUCUAGUUUGUAUGACAUGUUUAGACAAAGACAAAUCAUUAUAAACUUAAAUUAUUUGAGGUGUUGAAAGAUUACUUGUACAUAAUGAUGCAGAUUUUAUCUCAUAUUUUAGGAGUUUCUUCUAUUUGAUUGCUUUUGUAUCACCAUAUACUUUUUAUGUGAGCAAAUUUAUUAAAGUAAAGAUGCGAAUUGCAAAAUUAAAGCAUUGUCAUAUAAAUUGCAUUAUUUAGUACUAACCGAAAACUACUAAUAAGAGUAUAUUGAAUAACAUUUGAAUAAAUAAAAUACUUAAGAUAAUGUAUUUU
Priapulus caudatus is the source of this 3291-nucleotide messenger RNA. Its product is annotated as GPI ethanolamine phosphate transferase 2-like. Gene Ontology annotation, cellular component: endoplasmic reticulum membrane. The record is from RefSeq and is a predicted model, not a curated record. The transcript has a single exon. Gene Ontology annotation, biological process: GPI anchor biosynthetic process. The coding region runs from base 13 to 3030 and encodes 1005 amino acids. NCBI's taxonomy places the organism in Eukaryota, Metazoa, Priapulida, Priapulimorpha, Priapulimorphida, Priapulidae.